AUGACUAAGUCAUUAUCCGGCGGGCUGACGACGUACUCGGCUUUUUACAGGCUCAUGCUCCUCCUAUGGAGGAGAAAUGCCUUGUGGAUCACUAGUUCAUCCUGCACGUCGUGGUCUCACUAUGUUCUUCGUCAGCUUUCUUCUACCGCCUUCGUCCUCCGCCUCAAUAUCAUUUGGUCCCGCUCAAAUACGAUACAAAUACGGGCGAGCGCUGAUGUUUUUUGGAGAGGAAAGAAACGCCUCGUGACAGAUCAGCAAGACGUCAACGUAUUUGAAUACUGCGAUGGCUGGGCACCGUCGAAACACAUUCAAGGUUUCGGUAUCGAUGAGGGUGGAAACAUUUGGGCCCAAGCUUUUGUCACGAAUGGACCCAACAUCGCUGGGGAGGUUGCUUGUGUCGAGUUACAGCUGAAGAAUCAUUCGCUCAACUGGGAGGCGUUAAAAUUUACCGACACAGUUACUGAGGUCGGGUUCAGAGGUCAGGAGUAUAUGGUCCCCCCUGGCAUUGAAGGUGUCGCCAACUUGGUGAUUAAUAUCCCUCGGUCUUCCCGUGGAUCUCACGGUGGUGCUUGCAUCAGCAAACCACUAGGUUCUGUACAGCUCUGUACAGCUCUGUACAGAGCUGCACAGCAUCCAAGCCAGACAGCUUGGUCCCUAUUAGACAGUUGA
Messenger RNA from Suillus clintonianus, 669 nucleotides. RefSeq lists its product as uncharacterized. Lineage: Eukaryota; Fungi; Basidiomycota; Agaricomycetes; Boletales; Suillaceae. Bases 1 to 669 code for a protein of 222 amino acids. The record is from RefSeq and is a predicted model, not a curated record. The transcript is spliced from 2 exons.